Effrenium voratum is the source of this 861-nucleotide messenger RNA. The record is from the annotation of a GenBank genome assembly. NCBI's taxonomy places the organism in Eukaryota, Dinophyceae, Suessiales, Symbiodiniaceae.
AUGGUAAGGCGGUACUUUGCACGGCUGGUACUGUACUUGGCCAUCAGCGACCUCUGGCUGUGUACCUCUUUCCUCAUGGGCGAGUUUGAGAGCCCGCACUACACCAAGUGCACCAUCCAGUCCAUGCUAGGCAUCUUCUUUGGCUUGUCCUCCGUCCUAUGGACCGUGGCGAUUGCGGACUCCAUACGCCGCAUCGUCAUGGCCCAGGACCUCACAGUGGAAAGCCGGCACGAGAAGCGGCUGCACAUCCUUGCGUGGGGCCUGCCGCUGCUGUCGGUGUUUGCCGUGUUGCUGCUGGGCGCGCAGGGGCAGAGCGGCAUGGUGUGCUGGAUUGAAAACUCGGCACUGGGAACUGUCCUGCGCCUUGCGACAUUCUACCUGCCUUUGUGGCUCGCCAUCGCCUAUUCGCUUUGGGUCUACUGGUGCGUUUCCCAACGGCUGAGCCAGCUGCUGGAACAAGCAUCCUCCAGCAACGCGGACGAGUACGAGGGGACGGCCUUUGAGUACCAUCAGGACCUGGAAAGGCAACGGCGCUCGCUGCGCAUGAUGAUGCUGCUGCCCCUGAUCUUGGUGUUUUGUUGGUCACCCAGUUCCAUUCGCAGGCUAUUGGACGUGAUCUUCCCUAACAUGCAGCGGUCAGUGCUGGACUACGUGUGCGUUUUCGCAGGCCCGCUACAGGGCUUCCUCAAUGCCGUGGUCUACGGCUCAACGCCUGCCGUGCGGGACGCUCUCACAGGGCGCUUCGACCACGGGGCGGCGAAGCUCAAGAGCCUGAAGACGCAGCUGCGGGUGCUCAGGAAGAAGCGCCAGGGGAAGUUUCAGACCUUCGAAGACUUCGAGGCUCGGCCUGUGAUCUGUUGA